Messenger RNA from Trichomonas vaginalis G3, 474 nucleotides. Its product is annotated as RNA polymerase II transcription regulator recruiting protein. Gene Ontology annotation, molecular function: DNA-binding transcription factor activity, RNA polymerase II-specific; RNA polymerase II cis-regulatory region sequence-specific DNA binding. Gene Ontology annotation, biological process: regulation of DNA-templated transcription. The record is from RefSeq and is a predicted model, not a curated record. Bases 1 to 474 code for a protein of 157 amino acids. Gene Ontology annotation, cellular component: nucleus. The transcript has a single exon. Lineage: Eukaryota; Parabasalia; Trichomonadida; Trichomonadidae.
AUGGGGAAGUCAAUUAUUAAGAUACAACGAACUGUCAGGGUUAAGCGUAAUUUCUCUAAGCAAGACGAUGAAAGACUCCUCAAGGCAGUUCAGCAAAAUGAAUUCAUUGAUUGGAAAGAGAUCGCACAUAAAGUUGGAGGAUGGUCGGCUCGUCAAUGCCGAGAGCGAUGGAAAAACUAUCUAGAUCCAGCUCUUUCACACGAAAAAUGGAAUGCAACCGAAGAUCAAAUUUUAUUAGAAAAAUUCGAAGAGUAUGGCACUAAUUGGGUAGAAAUUAAGAGGCACCUCCCUGGGAGAGCAGUUAAUGGUAUCAAAAACAGGCUUCAAUACUUGAAGAAACAUAGUCCUUUGCGCGUUGAAGAGUUCAAGCAAGAAGAAGCUUCAUUUAAUGAUAUUGACUACUAUCUUGACUUCCUAAAGAUAUCGAACCUUUCCAACUCCCAUGAUAAAAGUGACAUCUCAGCGUUUAAUUAA